AUGCUCUCAUAUACAAAGCUUUCCCUGAACAGGCAACGUCUCUCAUUGCUGAGAAACAUGGCUACUGCAACUUCGAAAAACUUGGUUGAGUUUCAUGUUCACGGUAAUGCAAGAACAGUCACGCUAAAUAGACCUGACAAAUUGAAUGCACUAAACACAGAAAUGUGUGAUGCAAUCAUUCCUAGAUUGGUUGAGUUCUCGAAAUCGAAAUCGGCUAACUUGAUUCUAAUUAAGUCAUCCACUGAACGGGCCUUUUGUUCUGGUGGUGAUGUUGUCCAAUGUGCCAAAUUCAAUUUAGAUAAUCAUUCAAAAAAAUCCCUUGAUUUUUUUAAAUCAGAGUACAAUUUGAACUACCUUUUAUCCAUUUACGGCAAACCAAUAGUUUCUCUUGUCAAUGGUAUAGUUAUGGGAGGAGGUGUAGGAUUAUCAGUUCAUGGUCCCUUUAGAGUUGUUACUGAAACAACAAGAUUUGCAAUGCCAGAAACUUCAAUUGGAUUCUUUAAUGAUGUAGGGACAUCGUUCUGGUUACCUAAAUUGGAUGCCAAUUUGGGUUAUUACCUCUCUCUGACGGGUGAUGAAUUGAUUGGGUUUGAUACCUUGUUAGCUGGAUUUGGUACUCAUUAUGUUCCAUUAAAUAGAUUCACCGAAUUAACUGAGAGAUUGUCUGCAUUGGAAUUACCUGUUUUGGCCACCGAUAGAAGAAAAAAUACAAUCUUUAAUAGAAACAACAGUGAAGCAUUAUUCCCAAUUGUUAAUAGUUUAAUUGAAGAAUUUUCUAUUCAAAUUCCAAAGAAUCAUCAAUUUAAAUAUUCUUUAAAAGAAUUAAAUACUAUUGAAAGAUGUUUUGAUCCAAAUACACAAAAAUCUGUUAAAGAUAUCAUCAAGGCAUUAGAAGAUGAUGGUUCCUCAUUUGCACUUGAAACAAUCCAAAAAUUAAGAUCUAAAUCUCCCCUCUCAUUGGAAUUGAAUUUCAAAUUGUUAUUGAAGAAUAAGGAUGCUUCCAUUCAAGAGGCAUUAUCAAGAGAGUUGAAAUUGGCUGGUAAAUUGAUGACCAACUAUAGGGAUAAUGAUUUUAAUUCUUUUAUUAAUAACAAGUUGAUUGAAAAGAAUAAGACUCCAAUUACUUCGACAGUUUAUAAGACCAUUGAUGAUGUCUCCACGGAAACUGUAUCCGAGUUGAUCUCACUAGAUGUUUACAAUCCUAAGGUGCCUUCCUCUGCAAAUGAGGUUGAGGCAAAGGAUCAGCUAGAAAAUGAAAUCGAAUUGCUAAAUUCAUUGAAAAUUGGAAACUUCAAUGAAUUGGGUGAACGCGUCUCCAAUUUUAACCAGUACCCCCACCAUAUGGGUCUACCAACUCAAGCAGAAAUUGAGGCUUAUGUGAAGGGGACCGAGGAGUCAAAGGACGAAGAAGUUAUGGUUACAUUCAAGGAGACCCUAGAUUACUUCCAAAUGAAGUACGAUAAUAAAGCCGGUGUUGAUGCUAAGGUUAAGAUGGUCUUGAAUAGAAAGACCCAGCCAAGUCCAGUUGAUUCUGAAUACAUCCAAUGGGUCAACUGA
This is a messenger RNA of Pichia kudriavzevii, 1557 nucleotides long. RefSeq lists its product as uncharacterized. NCBI's taxonomy places the organism in Eukaryota, Fungi, Ascomycota, Pichiomycetes, Pichiales, Pichiaceae. Gene Ontology annotation, biological process: L-valine catabolic process. The transcript has a single exon. Gene Ontology annotation, molecular function: 3-hydroxyisobutyryl-CoA hydrolase activity. The record is from RefSeq and is a predicted model, not a curated record. Bases 1 to 1557 code for a protein of 518 amino acids. Gene Ontology annotation, cellular component: mitochondrion.